This is a messenger RNA of Canariomyces notabilis, 1665 nucleotides long. RefSeq names its product cysteine proteinase. The record is from RefSeq and is a predicted model, not a curated record. Gene Ontology annotation, molecular function: proteasome binding; protein binding; cysteine-type deubiquitinase activity. Gene Ontology annotation, biological process: protein deubiquitination; regulation of proteasomal protein catabolic process; proteasome-mediated ubiquitin-dependent protein catabolic process. Lineage: Eukaryota; Fungi; Ascomycota; Sordariomycetes; Sordariales; Chaetomiaceae. The transcript is spliced from 2 exons. Bases 1 to 1665 code for a protein of 554 amino acids.
AUGGCAACAGUUAACGUGGUCAUCAAGCAUCAAGGCAAGAAGUACGAUGUCGAAGUCGACACUACUUCUACCGGCGAGGUUCUCAAGUACCAGCUUUACAGCCUUACGGGUGUUGAGCCGGACCGACAGAAGAUCCUUGUCAAGGGCGGCCAACUCAAGGAUGACACUGACAUGAGCAAACUGGGCCUAAAACCCGGCCAGGUCAUCAUGAUGAUGGGAACUCCUGGGGAAGGCGGUGGCGCGAUUGUGCGGCCGACAGAAAAGAUCAAGUUUGUCGAGGACAUGACCGAAGCCGAGGCAGCCCAGCAAGCCGGCGCCACACCCGCAGGCCUGGUAAACCUCGGCAACACUUGCUAUCUCAACUCGACUCUCCAGGCGCUACGCUCCAUUCCAGAGCUUCAGGAUGCGCUUGCGAAGCACCAACACACAUCCAUGUCGGAGAUUCCGCAACUGGAUCUCACCAACCAGUUGAAGGAUCUUUUCAAAGACAUGUCAGAGACGCAGGGUGGCAUGCCCCCUUUCACUUUUCUGAACGCUCUUCGGACGACAUUCCCUCAAUUCGCCGAGCGUUCCAAGAAAGGCCCGGGCUUUGCCCAGCAAGACGCCGAAGAGGCAUGGUCUCAGAUUGUCUCCCAGUUGAGACAGAAGCUGAAGUGGAGUGAUGCGAGCGAGGGCGAGGCCGCCAAGGCAACUUCGUUUGUCGACAAGUACAUGUCUGGCGAGUUCUCUAGCACGCUUGAGUGUGACGAUCCCGCGGCGCGUGAGGGUGGCGAGCAGCCUAUCACAACCACCGAGCCAUUUCUCAAGCUCAACUGCCACAUUGGCAAUCAGACUGCCCACCUGAGGGAUGGCCUUAUCGAAGGUCUAACCGAAAAGAUCGAGAAGAAAUCCGAGGUCCUGGGGAGAGACGUGACAUACACCAAAACCUCCAGGAUCUCCCGGCUACCAAAGUAUCUCACGGUGCACUUUGUGCGCUUUUUUUGGAAGCGCGAUGUUCAGAAGAAGGCCAAGAUUAUGCGCAAGGUUACGUUCCCGCAAGAACUGGAUGCCGUUGAGUUCUGCACGGACGAGUUGAAGAAGGCGCUCGUUCCGGUCAGGGACAAGGUGCGGGAGGUGCGCAAGGAUGAGGAGGAUAUCGAGCGGGCCCGGAAGCGGCGGAAGAAGAACCCCAUGCUGGAUGGCGAGGCGCAAGGAGAGAAGAAGGAAACCAGUAAAAAGGACGACAAGAAGCCGGCAGGAUCAGCCAACGGCGAUGUUGAGAUGACCGAGGCGUACAAAACCGAUGCGGAGUUUGAGGCGGAGAAGGAUGCUGCGCUCAUCGCUGCCAAGAAGGAGCUCAACGCGCUGAUCGAUCCCGAGCUCCGCAAAGAUGACGGCGCUAACCAAUCGGGUAUCUACGAGCUCCGGGCCGUCAUUACCCACCAGGGCGCCAGCGCUGACAGCGGGCAUUACACGGCAUAUGUUAAGAAGACCGCUCCGAAAGACCCCGUGACGGGCAAGGUCGGUGAGGAGGACGGAAAGUGGUGGUGGUUCAACGACGAUAAGGUUUCCGAGGUGACAUCGGACAAGAUUGACGGGUUAGCGGGAGGCGGCGAGUCACACUCUGCCCUCAUCCUCUUGUACAAGGCUAUCCCUCUUCCGACUGCUGAGGGUCUUGACCAGUAA